This is a messenger RNA of Saxophila tyrrhenica, 1503 nucleotides long. RefSeq lists its product as uncharacterized. Gene Ontology annotation, biological process: regulation of DNA-templated transcription. Gene Ontology annotation, molecular function: zinc ion binding; DNA-binding transcription factor activity, RNA polymerase II-specific. The record is from RefSeq and is a predicted model, not a curated record. The transcript is spliced from 3 exons. NCBI's taxonomy places the organism in Eukaryota, Fungi, Ascomycota, Dothideomycetes, Mycosphaerellales, Extremaceae. Bases 1 to 1503 code for a protein of 500 amino acids.
AUGCCCAGAGUCAAGCCGGAGAACCGCAAGCGAGCCAAACGACCAAAGACUAGAAGUGGUUGCCGCACAUGCAAGAUCAGACGUGUCAAGUGUGACGAGACGAAACCCAGCUGUCACCGCUGCACGUCUACCGGAAGGACAUGUGACGGUUACGAAGCUGUUCCGGGAGAGUUCCCUAUGAUCUUAUGGCCGUCUAGCAUCUUUUCGUCUCUCAAAGAGCACAGAUCGUUCUUCUUUUACUUGGAGAAGACUGCACGACAGGUUUCGGGCUUCGAUGAGAACGACUUCUGGAACCGGGUUAUCCUGCAAGCAGCCCACGAAGAUGCCGCCACUCGCGCUGCAGUAGUCGCACUCGGAUCUUUCCACGAGGACUAUGUCAGGACGGGCGAAGCGGAAAGGACGCAGGAUGACUUUGCAUUGCAGCAGUACAACCUCGCGAUCCGCCAGCACCUUGCACAUCUCAAAGCUUACUCUGAAGACCCCGAUCAAGUCGAUCGGUAUCUGGCGUCUUGCAUGAUCUUCAUCUGCAUCGAGCUCAUACAAUGCCACUACGUGUCUGCUCUCUCCUUGAUCCGAGGAGCCGUGAAGCUGUUCUACGAGCAGUGCAGACGCACCAAAUCCGCUUGGCCCAUCGAGACGUUCGAGCUUCUGCUCAGUCGCUUACAAGCCCAAGCCGUAGGGUUGCUCUCGCCAUCUGCGGUCCCUAACACCAUCCCGCCUCAAUACAAGAGAAUCGGCGAAUUUGAGAUGCCAAAGAGGUUCACCACUGUCUCUGAGGCGAAACAGCACCUGGAGUUCUACAGUCACUCUCAAAUUCUGUCCUCUGACGCCCUCGAAGAGCCCUAUUACGGUCGUGCACUCACUCCGAGCCAGUGCCUGGAGCUACUGGACCGAUGGACGUUAGCAUUCGACGCCAUGGUUGCUUAUCACGGGGAGAACAUGACAGAUCACGACAGGCGUGCAGCAAACGUCUUGCUGAUCUGGAAGUUGAUGUUGGCAGUCGGCGUGGACGUUAGGGCGCAUCAUCUCGGCAAGCUAGAAGAUCCAAUGGUCUACGACUUGUACGAGAUUACCUUUCGGGAGGUGCUUGAGCUUGUGGAGAAGGUGUUGGUGGAGGCUGGAGACGACGGAGGCGGUCACGCCGUAGCCUCGCACCGCUUUACGCUGGAUUUCGGCAUCGUUGGACCACUCUACGACAUCACCCGCAUCUGCCGCGACCCCUUCGUUCGUCGCCGAGCCAUCCACCUCCUCCGUGCCUACCCCCGACGUGAAGGUCUCUGGGACGGUCUUCUGGCGGCCGCGAGCGGAGAGCGUCAGAUGGAGCUGGAGGAGACUGCGGUAUCCGAGGUCCGCAACUCUGCUGACGUUCCUGCAUGGGCGAGGAUCAUGUCCGCUCUACCUAGCUUUCAGUUUGGAGAAAGGUGGGCGAUCGUGGAGUACAUCCGUCAGCAGCCCGAAGAUGGGUCUGAGGCCGAGCGGUUUCUUGAGAGGUUGGAAUGGUGA